AUGUCGAACGGCACAUCGAACGGCACAUCAAACGGCACAGCGAAUGGCAUAUCAAACGGCACACUGAAUGGCACAUCGAACAGCACAUUGAACGGCACAUCGAACAGCAUGUUGAACGGCACAACAAACAGCAUACUGAUUGGCACACGAGCUGGCACAGUGAAUGGCACACCGAUUGGCACAUUGAACGGCACAUCGAAUGGCACAUCGAAUGGCACAUCGAAUGGCACAUCGAAUGGCACACGAGCUGGCACAGUGAAUGGCACAUCGAACAGCACAUUGAACGGCACAUGGAAUGGCACACCAAAUGGUACGGUGAAUGGCAUGUUGAAUGGUAGACUGAACGGCACAUCAAACAGCACAUCGAACGGCACACCAAAUGGCACGGCGAAUGGCACACGAGCCAGCACGGUGAAUGGCACAUCAAACAGCACAUUGAAUGGCACAUGGAAUGGCACACGAGCCGGCACGGUCAAUGGCACACUGAAUGGCACGGUGAACGGCAUACUGAAUGGCACACUGAUUGGCACACAAGCCGGCACGGCGAAUGGCACACGAGCCAGCACGGUGAAUGGCACAUCAAACAGCACAUUGAACGGCACACCGAACGGCACACCGAUUGGCACACCGAUUGGCACACAGGCCGGCACAUCAAAUGCCAUGUCGAAUGGCACAACGAUUGGCACACUGAAUGGCACGGCGAACGGCACACUGAAUGGCACAUUGAUUGGCACGUCGAACGGCACACCGGCAUGGCAGCCCCCCAGCCCAUAUUUAUGGGGCCCCGACCCGGGCAUGCAGCGGCCAUGGACCCCCGAGCGAUUCCGGGAGGUGUUGAAGCGGGAGACCCAGGCCCGGCUCGGCCAGGCAUUGAAUAUUCCGGCGUACCGGGACAUUGCCAUUGGCAUCAGCCGGCGGUUCCUGCGGGCAUCCAGCACAUUCACCAGUGACCGCCAGGAUGAAACGGAGCAGGCGGCGGCAUUGGAUGCUGACUGUGAGGACGGCAUGGAUGCGGACCAGUGGAUGGCGCAUAUGACGGAUUUACAGGCGGGCCAUUCAUCGCACGUGGCGGGGAUGGUAUAUGGGCGGCAGCUGAUGGAGCAGGCGGGCACAACAAGCCACCGGCGGGCGAUGUUCCGGCAGUCCAGUGUGGAUUGGCACCAGUUUCUGGGGUUCGGCUGCGGCACGGGGGUUCCAGGAGAUGUCCAUGCCGACAUUGAUGCCGGUGGGCUUCGGGCUGGCUUGGUGGAUGAAGGCAGCUGUCCAAGCCGCCGUCCCGGUCAGGAACAGGUUAGGGCUUGCUUGGUGGAUGAUCCCGGUCAGGAACGGGUUAGGGCUCGCUUGGUGAAUGAUCCCGGUCAGGAACGGGUUAGGGCUCGCUUGGUGAGUGAUCCCAGUCAGGAAGGGGUUAGGGCUCGCUUGGUGGAUGAAGGCAACCGUCCAAUUCACCAUCCCGGUCAGGAACGGGUUAGGGCUCACUUGGUGGAUGAAGGUAGCUGUCCAAUUCACCAUCCCGGUCAGGAACGGGUUAGGGCUCGCCCCGUGCUCGGGAAACGCAAGCGGGCCCCAUGGCAGGUGGAGGCUGAGGAGCACCACAUGGAGCGGCGCCACCAGCUGCAGACCAUGGACAUGGCCGCUGCGCUGCAGCAGAUGACCGGUCAGGCCGGCAUGCAGUUCCAGGGCAUCCAGGCACCCGCCAUGGCGGCGAUCCAGCAGGGCAAGAGCCCCGUGGUGGCAGUCAUGCCCACCGGCGGUGGGAAAAGCAUGUUAUUCAUGUUGCCCGCGUGGGCCGUCCCCGGGGGCACCACCAUUGUGGUGGUGCCAUUGAUCUCGCUGCGGCAGGAUAUGCAGCAGCGGUGCCGGCGGCUAGGCAUCCCAUGUAUGGCAUGGGACCGGCAGCAGCCAUGUGAUGAAGCAGCCAUUGUGCUGGUCACACCGGAAUCGGCUGUCACCCCCGAUUUCCAUUCAUUCAUCAACCGGUUGGUGGUGAUGCAGCGGCUGGACCGGGUGGUGAUUGAUGAAUGCCACGUCAUUAUGAACCAGCAGAAGAACUUCCGGUCCGCCAUGGCACAGCUUGGGAAGCUCGUUCGGGCCCGUACACAGAUGGUGUUUUUAACGGCCACAUUGCCCCCCCAGAUGGAACCGGAGUUCAGCCAGCGCAUUCACCACCCACCGGAUCAGAUCGAUAUAUAUCGGGCCCGCACGAGCCGCGGCAAUGUGGCAUAUGGGGUGUGGCGGCCACCGAUUCCACACACUGCACCACAUGGAUAUGGAUGGGAGCAGGAUGCCCAGAUUAUUCAGUUCCUGCAGGCGCAGCUCCAGUGGGCCCGGGCCCGGGGGGGGGGGGAAGAUGGUGAUAUAUGCCAACCGGGUCCACCAGGUGCAGGCGAUGGCGGCGGUAUUGGGAUGUGA
Molecule: messenger RNA, 2412 nt
Organism: Aspergillus chevalieri
Lineage: Eukaryota; Fungi; Ascomycota; Eurotiomycetes; Eurotiales; Aspergillaceae
Exons: 1
Coding region: 1-2412 (803 amino acids)
Biological process (GO): double-strand break repair via homologous recombination
Cellular component (GO): cytoplasm; chromosome
Molecular function (GO): nucleic acid binding; four-way junction helicase activity; 3'-5' DNA helicase activity
Source: RefSeq, a predicted model, not a curated record